This is a messenger RNA of Neomonachus schauinslandi (Hawaiian monk seal), 2010 nucleotides long. Its product is annotated as ATP-dependent RNA helicase DDX18-like. Gene Ontology annotation, biological process: maturation of LSU-rRNA from tricistronic rRNA transcript (SSU-rRNA, 5.8S rRNA, LSU-rRNA). The record is from RefSeq and is a predicted model, not a curated record. NCBI's taxonomy places the organism in Eukaryota, Metazoa, Chordata, Mammalia, Carnivora, Phocidae. Gene Ontology annotation, cellular component: nucleolus. Gene Ontology annotation, molecular function: ATP binding; RNA helicase activity; nucleic acid binding.
AUGUCCCAUCUACCCAUGAAACUCCUGCGUAAGAAAAUCGAGAAAUGGAACCUCAAAUUGCGCCAGUGAAACUUAAAGCUUCAGGAGGCCUCGGAUGUGAGUUUAUCGGAAACCCAAAACGGAGAUGUGUCUGAAGAAACAGUGGGCUGUGGGAAGGUUAAAAAAUCCCUAAAACAGUCUGUGAAUGUGGGCUCGUCAGAAGCCCAGAAUGGAGAGAUAGCUAAAGAAACAGUGGAAACUAUACAAGUUAAAAAAAAAAAGAAGAAAUCUACCAUAAUAAUCAAUGGAGAAGCAGCAACACAGCCUCCCAAUUCAGAAUCCAAAAAAAAGAAGAAGAAAAAGAGAAAAAUGGUGGAUGAUGCUGGGCCUGAUACCAAAAAAGUGAAAACUGAAGACAAAGGGGACUCUGAAGAAGGGGCCCAAGCUCCUGAAGAGACAGAAAACAGUGUGGAGAAGCCAGAUGAUCAGGAAGAGGACAGUGAAAUGCCCAGCCUACCCCUGGGACUGACAGGAGCUUUUGAGGAUACUUCAUUUGCUUCUCUUAGUAAUCUUGUCAAUGAGAACACUCUGACAGCAAUAAAAGAAAUGGGUUUUACAAACAUGACUGAAAUUCAGCAUAAAAGUAUCAGACCACUUCUAGAAGGCAGGGAUCUUCUAGUGGCCACAAAAACAGGCAGUGGCAAAACGCUGGCAUUUCUCAUCCCUGCAGUCGAACUCAUUGUCAAGUUAAAGUUCAUGCCUAGGAAUGGACCUGGAGUUCUUAUCCUCUCACCUACUAGGGAACUGGCCAUGCAGACUUUCAGUGUUCUUAAGGAGCUGAUGACGCACCAUGUCCACACAUACGGGUUGAUAAUGGGCGGCAGCAGCAGAUCUGCUGAAGCACAGAAACUCGGUAAUGGGAUCAACAUCAGUGCCACCCCAGGCCACCUCCUGGACCACAUGCAGAAUACCCCAGGGUUUAUGUAUAAAAAUCUGCAGUGUCUGGUUAUUGAUGAGGCUGAUCGUAUCUUGGAUGUUGGGUUUGAAGAGGAAUUAAAACAGCUUAUUAAACUUCUGCCAAGACGCAGGCAAACCAUGCUCUUUUCUGCCACACAAACUCAAAAAGUUGAAGACAUGGCAAGGAUUUCGUUGAAAAAGGAGCCAUUGUAUGUUGGUGUUGAUGAUGAUAAAGCUAAUGCAACAGUGGAUGACCUUGAGCAGGGAUAUGUUGUUUGUCCCUCAGAAAAGAGAUUCCUCCUGCUCUUUACGUUCCUUAAGAAACUGAUGGUCUUCCUUUCAUCCUGUAAGUCCGUGAAAUACCAUCAAAACAACCAAAACCAUUAUGAGUUGCUGAACUACAUCGAUUUGCCUGUCUUGGCCAUUCGUGGAAGGCAGAAGCAAAGUAAGCGCACAACCACAUUCUUCCAGUUCUGCAACGCAGAUUCAGGGAUAUUGUUGUGUACCGACAUGGCAGCUAGAGGGCUGGAUAUUCCUGAAGUGGACUGGAUUGUUCAGUAUGACCCUCCAGAUAACCCCAAGGAAUAUAUUCAUCGUGUGGGAAGAACAGCCAGAGGCCUAAACGGGAGAGGGCAUGCCUUGCUCAUUUUACGCCCUGAAGAAUUGGAUUUCGUUCAUUACUUGAAGCAAUCCAAGGUUCCAUUAAGUGAAUUUGAGUUUUCCUGGUCCAAAAUUUCUGACAUUCAGUCUCAGCUUGAAAAAUUGAUUGAAAAGAACUACUUCCUUCAUAAGUCAGCCCAGGAAGCAUAUAAGUCCUACAUUCGAGCAUAUGAUUCCUAUUCUCUGAAACAGAUCUUCAAUGUUAAUAACUUAAAUUUGCCACAGCUUGCUCUGUUGUUUGGUUUCAAGGUGCAUCCUUUUGUUGAUCUGAACGUGAACAGCAAUGGCGGCAAGCUUAAAAAGAGAGGAGGCAGCAGUGGCUUCGGCUACCAGGAAGCCAAGAAAGUCAAGAAGUCCAAAAUCUUCAAACACAUUAGCAAGAAGUCGUCUGACAGCCAACAGUUCUCCCACUGA